Lolium perenne is the source of this 1316-nucleotide messenger RNA. RefSeq names its product cytochrome P450 CYP72A616-like. Gene Ontology annotation, molecular function: heme binding; oxidoreductase activity, acting on paired donors, with incorporation or reduction of molecular oxygen; monooxygenase activity. The record is from RefSeq and is a predicted model, not a curated record. Lineage: Eukaryota; Viridiplantae; Streptophyta; Magnoliopsida; Poales; Poaceae.
GCACUCAAAAACAGAGGGCACAACUUCACACUUCACACUCCACAAAACAGAACCGAGACCACCGAGAAACUUAACAGCUAAUGGUGUUCGAGGUAGCAGCAGCAAUGGCAUUGGCAUCCUUCGUAGGUGAGGCUGUUUCACCAUGGAGCCUGCUUUUCGGCCUCGCUGCCCUGCUCGUCCUGUGGGCGGCCUCACACGCCGCCGAGAGAUACUGGCUGAGGCCGCGGCGGCUCGGCCGGGCGCUCCGUGCGCAGGGUCUAAGCGGCACGGCGUACCGCUUCCCGGCCGGGGACUUCUCAGAGAACGUCCGGCUCAGCCAGGAGGCGCAGUCGAAGCCUAUGUCGCCGCCAUGCCACGACAUCGUUUCCCGCGUGUUGCCGCACCUCCAUAAUACAGUCAUGGAGUACGGCGAAGUCUGCAUCACCUGGUUCGGCCCGAUCCCCAGGGUCGUCAUUGCCAGGCCAGAGCUGGUGAGCCAGAUCCUAUCCAACAAGUCCGGCCACUUCGAGAAGUUCACAAACAAUAGUCUGGGAGAUCUCAUAAGCCGCGGGAUCGGGAGCCUCGACGGCGCGAAAUGGGCGACGCGCAGGAGGAUCCUCAACCCUGCUUUCCAUCUCGAAAAGCUCAAGGGCAUGCUGCCGGCUUUCUGGACGUGCUGCGCCGAGAUGGUAGGCAGAUGGGAGAGUAAACUAGCUGCGGCUGGUGGAUCACACGAGCUGGACGUGUGGCAGGAGUUCCCGGACCUCGCAGGAGACGUGAUUUCCCGCACGGCGUUCGGCAGCAGCUUCGAGGAAGGACGGUGGAUCUUCCUGCUGCAGGUGGAGCAGGCCGAGAGGGUCAUGAAGGCCUUCCAGUACAUGUACAUCCCAGGCUACCUCUUCUUGCCUACCGAGAACACCAAGAGGAUGAAGGCGAUCAAGCGGGAGGUGGAAGGGCUCCUGAGAGGGAUCAUCGAGAAGAGGGAGCGUGCAGUCGCACUGGUGGAAAAAAGGGCUUUGGUCGCGGUUGGCAACUGCCAUUAGUCGCGGUGGCGCAACCGCGACCAAAGUAGCGCGACUAAAGGCCCCCCCCCUUAGUCGCGGUUCCUUACGAACCGCGACUAAAGGCCCGUCCACGUGGGCCGCAGGCGAGCGCCAGGGCGGAGGACCUUUAGUCGCGGUUCUUCUGGCCAACCGCGACUAAAGGCCUCCGCAGGGUUUAGGGUUUUAGCCCCCCUCCCCCUAAAUCUGGUUUCUUUUUAAUUUGUAUUGUUUUAUUUCUUUUGGGUUUUAAUUUUGAAGGAGUUUCACAUAUUCUACGGUACUGUAUACAUACAU